Saccoglossus kowalevskii is the source of this 1221-nucleotide messenger RNA. RefSeq names its product cyclic nucleotide-gated channel alpha-3-like. Gene Ontology annotation, cellular component: intracellular cyclic nucleotide activated cation channel complex; plasma membrane. The record is from RefSeq and is a predicted model, not a curated record. Lineage: Eukaryota; Metazoa; Hemichordata; Enteropneusta; Harrimaniidae. Gene Ontology annotation, molecular function: protein-containing complex binding; cGMP binding; intracellularly cAMP-activated cation channel activity. Gene Ontology annotation, biological process: monoatomic cation transmembrane transport.
AUGCUCCUGGUAUUGGAGUCGGCUGCUAAAGACCCUGUCCGUCGAUACGGGACAUUGUUGCAUACUGUACACUCGCCCAAUUCACAGCUUAUAUGGCGUCAAGUCACUCAUAUUGUAGUGAAUAGAAAUACUGGCAAAACGGAAUACGAAAGAGUUUUACAGAGAACUCGAUGUUUUAUGCAACACCGAAAAGUUCCUAAAUCAACCCAGCUAAAAGUGCAACGAUUUUAUGAUUACGUCUGGUCAAGUGGUCAGUUUCAUAUUCUGGACGAAUCAGAGGUACUACGGUUACUGCCAACUGAAAUGAAAACAGAACUCGCCUUGAAGGGUAACUUAAUUGCGCUGGAAAAGGUGUCCUUGUUUCAAGGAUGCGAUUCGGGAUUACUUCGGGAUUUGGUAUUGAAGUUGAAACACCAGAUGUAUUCACCGGGUGAUUACGUGUGCAGAUCUGGUGACUUAGGCAGAGAAAUGUUUAUAGUUAGCACGGGGAAGCUUCAAGUAAUAAGUUCUUCCGAGGAGGAAAUACGAACAAUAGGGGAAGGUGCAAUAUUUGGUGAAAUCAGUGUUCUCAAUCUAAAUCGAGGCAGUCGUCGUACAACUGACGUCAUCUCUAAGGGAUACAGCGAGCUAUUUAUUCUCACUAAUACAGAUGUUCUGGACACUUUGCAAAAUUAUCCGAGAGCUAGAGAUAUAAUUUCUCAGCAAAGUCGCAGGCGACUCCAGGAGCAGUUAAACCGAGUUCGUUCAUUUGAUGGGAGUGAUGCUGGAUUUCCAAGUAGACGGGGUAGCUCGAGGGUUUACAGAGACCCGUUCCCAGGUCGUAGCAGGAAAUCGUCUGCAAGGCUUAGGAAAAUCAGUCGCACUAGUAGCAAUCAAAGUCGGGACAGUGGCUUCAUGUCGACGUCGGGUCAUAGUACACUGUCAUCUGCACCGAGUGGGAGAAUUAGCAUGUCGCCCAUGGUAGAGGAAGUGACGACAGACAUGACAGAGAGACUCCAAAACAUAUAUGAACAAAACACCAGAGCACUGAAGUCAUCGCUAGAGCACGUGUUGGAUCACGAGGUGAAAUAUCUUCGGCAACGUUUACAUGACACAGAGAUGGAACGUGAUUGCAAACAAAGGGAGAUAUCACAGUUAAAGAAUCAGAUCGGCAAAUUAAGACAUCCAGACCGUGACCACGUUAGCGAUGAAAAACACGAAACCAAUACCGGGGAAGAUUAA